This is a messenger RNA of Rana temporaria (common frog), 913 nucleotides long. It is a transcript of the gene TSPAN8, whose product is annotated as tetraspanin 8. The transcript has 8 exons. NCBI's taxonomy places the organism in Eukaryota, Metazoa, Chordata, Amphibia, Anura, Ranidae. Bases 121 to 801 code for a protein of 226 amino acids. Gene Ontology annotation, cellular component: membrane. The record is from RefSeq and is a predicted model, not a curated record.
CAAAUAACCUGGUUAAUAUUUAGCCCACUGCUAUAUUUGAAUGUGCAGCUUUUAAUGGCACAUUCAUUUAGGUAGUGUGCUACAGUUUCCCUAAGACACAGCUCGAAAACAAGCUAGAAAAUGGCGGGGGUGAAUAAGUGCCUCAAAUACUCGAUGUUUGCAUUCAACUUCUUGUUCUGGUUAUGCGGCUGUGUCAUUUUGGGUGUGUCCAUUUAUCUUCGUGUUAGUAAAGAUGCUCAACAGAAACUAAAUCUUGACGGAACUGGUAUAAUGUCAGCAGUAGAUGUACUGAUAGCUGUUGGAGCAAUAAUUAUGGUGCUCGGAUUUUUUGGAUGCUGUGGAGCCAUAAAGGAAAGUCGUUGCCUUCUAAUUCUGUUCUUCAUUGGCUUGCUUCUGAUCCUGGCACUUCAGAUAACAGCGGGAGUUUUGGGAGUUGUCUAUAAACCAAAGAUUGACGCAGCAGUAAACCAGUCUUUGACAGAACUUUUACCAUUACAAGACCAACCACCUGACUUUAAAGAAGCCUUGGAACAAAUCCAGAAAGAGGGUAAAUGUUGUGGUAUUGUUAAAGGAAUUGCGGAUUGGGGGGGUGUUUCUCCUACAUGUAGUUGCAGUACUGCAGUAGACAAAGAUGAAUGUGGGAGCAAUGGAACCUAUAAAAAGACUUGUAAUACUGUAUUCACUGAAUACUUCGAAAAACAUCUCCUCAUCAUCAUUGGAAUUGCAUUUGGACUGGCAGUAGUAGAGCUUUUUGGCCUUGGAUUUUCUAUGACAUUGUACUGCCAAAUAGGAAAGAAAUGAGGAAACGGAUGAGACACUGCAAGCUACCAUAGGAAGUAACCUGAUAGAACACUCCUGCAAGUGCUUUAUGUUAUAAUAUAUGUUCAAUACAAUAAACUGUAGAUAUACCUGA